GGCGCGGCGGCAUUGUAAUUCUUUUUUUUUUCUUUUCCCAGCGCGGUGUGACCGCUUAGAACAAUGACGAAAUCAAUUUUUUUUUUUUUAUAUAUUGUUAUCAUUGUUUUUAGAAUAGAUACCUCUCCCACUAAACACAUAUUACCAUGGAUUACGAGGACGACGAACCCCAAGAUUUCAACGAUUAUUCCGAUCAUUAUGAAGAAGAAGAGGUCGAAGAGCCUGUUUACGAUGAGCAACAAGGGGAAUCAGUGGCCAUUUUAGAUGAUGUGAUGGCAGGAGGUGUGGGUACUGUACCAACCGAGAUAAACAGCGCUGAACGUACUGAACGUAUAACAACACCUUACAUGACAAAAUAUGAAAAGGCUAGAAUUCUCGGUACAAGAGCAUUGCAAAUCAGUUUAAGUGCACCUGUCAUGAUCGAAAUUGACGGUGAAACAGACGCACUUGCUAUUGCCAACAGAGAAUUAAGAGAAAAGAAAAUUCCAUUGAUUAUUCGUCGUUUUAUGCCAGAUGGUACUUAUGAAGACUGGAAAGUCCGUGAUUUGAUUGUAGAUUAGAAAGGAAAAAAAAAAAGGAAAUAAAAAAAAAAAAAAAGAAAAAAAAA
Molecule: messenger RNA, 607 nt
Organism: Mucor mucedo
Lineage: Eukaryota; Fungi; Mucoromycota; Mucoromycetes; Mucorales; Mucoraceae
Product: RNA polymerase, subunit omega/K/RPB6
Exons: 4
Coding region: 147-560 (137 amino acids)
Biological process (GO): DNA-templated transcription
Cellular component (GO): RNA polymerase II, core complex; RNA polymerase III complex; RNA polymerase I complex
Molecular function (GO): DNA binding; DNA-directed RNA polymerase activity
Source: RefSeq, a predicted model, not a curated record